Messenger RNA from Ricinus communis (castor bean), 3904 nucleotides. RefSeq names its product structural maintenance of chromosomes protein 5. Bases 324 to 3497 code for a protein of 1057 amino acids. The record is from RefSeq and is a predicted model, not a curated record. Gene Ontology annotation, molecular function: ATP hydrolysis activity; ATP binding. Gene Ontology annotation, biological process: double-strand break repair via homologous recombination. Gene Ontology annotation, cellular component: Smc5-Smc6 complex. The transcript has 30 exons. Lineage: Eukaryota; Viridiplantae; Streptophyta; Magnoliopsida; Malpighiales; Euphorbiaceae.
UUACAUCAAUUGAAAUUUAAAUUAUUGUUUUAAAAUAGCAUUCUUCUUAUUAUCAACAAUUGGUUCUAUUUCCUUAAAAAAAAGAUUUGUUCCAUUAAAAAAAAUUCUUUUAAAGAGACUUUGGGUCCCUCUCUACAGUGACGUCGCUUGGUUACCUAAUAAUAAUAGUAUCACUCGCUCGCUCAGUGUCUCUCUCUCGUUUUCCCGCCAAUUUUGGCUUCUGGGACUCUCUCUCUCUCGCUCCAUGAAACCCUAAUUCUCUCUAUUCCUUUCAGAGAGACCUCAAUUCAAUUUUUAGAAUAUAGAAACAAACGACUUCUCAGAUGAAACGAUCUUCAAUAGCGGAGGUUCCUAAUAGGACCUCGAAACGCGCCAAAACCACCAGAGGGGAGGAUGAUUAUAUGCCUGGAAACAUAAUUGAAAUGGAGCUUCACAACUUCAUGACCUAUGAUCACUUAUUUUGCAAACCAGGAUCACGCUUGAACCUUGUAAUUGGACCAAAUGGGUCAGGUAAAAGUUCUAUUGUAUGUGCAAUUGCACUUGGUCUUGGUGGUGAGCCUCAGCUUCUUGGGAGAGCAACAAGUGUUGGAGCAUAUGUGAAGCGUGGUGAAGAGUGUGCAUACAUUAAAAUAUCCUUGAGAGGAAACACAAAAGAUGAGAGGAUCACCAUCAUGCGCAAAAUUGACACACAUAACAAGUCAGAAUGGUUAUACAAUGGAAAAGUGGUACCUAAAAAAGAGAUAGGUGAAAUAACUCAAAGGUUCAACAUCCAAGUCAACAAUUUGACUCAAUUCUUACCACAAGACAGAGUCUGUGAGUUUGCAAAGUUGACUCCUGUGCAACUUUUAGAAGAGACUGAAAAGGCAGUCGGUGAUCCUCAACUUCCAAUACAACACCGUGCCCUUGUUGAAAAAAGUCGUGAACUAAAAAAUAUUGAAGUGGCUGUUGAGAGAAAUGGGGAAACUCUGAAUCAGUUGAAGGCCCUUAAUGCUGAACUUGAAAAGGAUGUAGAACGUGUCCGCCAAAGAGAAGAACUUCUGGAAAAGGUUGAAUGGAUGAAAAAGAAAUUGCCAUGGCUGAAGUAUGAUAUGAAGAAGGCUGAAUAUCUGGAAGCUAAAGAGCAGGAAAAAGAUGCCCAAAAGAAGUUGGAGGAGGCUGUAAAAAUUAUGAAAGAUCUCAAAGAACCCAUUGACAAACAAAAGAAGGAUAAAUCCCUGCUGGACUCUAAAUGCAAGAAAGUCCUCAGUCUCAUAAAUGAGAAUACUAAGCAACGCAUGGAACUUCUGGAGAAGGAAAACCAUUUGGAGGUGAAUUUUAAAGGAAAACGCAAAGAGAUGGAAGACUUAAAGAGACAAGAAGAAUCCCGUCAACAAAGAAUUCUAAAAGCUAAAAAUGAUCUUACUGCUGCUGAAAUAGAACUUCGAAACCUGCCUACUUAUGAGCCUCCAACGGAUGUUUUUGGAAGAUUACAUAAUCAGAUUGUGGAGCUACAAUUUUCUGCAAAAGAAAAGAGGUUGCAGAAAUCAGAAACUGAGAAGCUUUUAGAUCAAAAGAGACUAUUGCUCAAGCAGUGCUUAGACAAGUUGAAGGAUAUGGAGGAUACAAAGAACAAACUUUUACAAGCGUUAAGAAACUCUGGAGCUGAAAAGAUAUUUGAUGCUUAUAAGUGGGUGGAGCAACAUCGAAAUGAAUUGAAAGCAGAAGUGUAUGGUCCUGUGUUGCUUGAGGUUAAUGUAUCGGAUCGGAUGCAUGCGGAUUACUUAGAAGGUCAAGUCCCAUAUUAUAUUUGGAAGUCUUUCAUAACCCAGGAUCCCACUGAUCGAGAUGUCUUGGUCAAAAACCUUAAGGCAUUUGAUGUUCCGAUCUUAAACUACGUGAGGGAUGAAUCCCAUCCUAAAGAAGCCUUUCAAGUUUCUGAGAAGAUGCAUGAGCUUGGCAUCUAUAGCCGACUUGACCAAGUUUUUGAUGCUCCCCAUGCUGUUAAGGAGGUCUUAAUCAGCCAGUUUGGUCUUGACAGAUCAUAUAUUGGGUCAAAGGAAACUGAUCAGAAGGCGGAUGAGGUUGCAAAGUUGAAAAUCUGGGAUUUUUGGACGCCAGAAAAUCACUAUCGGUGGUCUCCCUCACGAUAUGGUGGUCAUGUUUCUGGAAGUGUUGAACCGGUUGAUCGCUCACGUCUUCUAUUAUGUAGUUCAGAUUCUGGUGAAAUUGAAAGGCUAAAAUGCAGGAAGCAUGAGCUUCAAGAAUCUGUUACUGCUUUAGAGGAGAGUUUUAAAGUACUACAGAGAGAGCAAAGACAGUUAGAGAAUGAAGAAGCUGAACUGCAAAAGGAACGGGAGGAGAUUAUCAGCAAUGUACAACAUGAGAAAAGAAAACGGAAGGAUAUGGAGAACCUUGUUAAUCAAAGAAAAAGGAAACUUGAAUCAGUGGAGAAAGAGGUUGACCUCGAUACUAGCAUGGCAAAACUUAUUGAUGAAUCAGAAAAUAUUAAGAGAGAACGGCUUCAAUGUGCUAUUGCAAUUAAGAAUUUGCUCUUUGAGGCCGUUUCUAAUAGAUGGAGUCUUGCUGAAAAACAUAUGGCCACCAUUGAAUUUGAUACGAAGAUAAGAGAACUUGAAUUCAAUUUGAAGCAGCAUGAAAAGGUUGCUCGGCAAGCAGCACUUCACGUUGAGUAUUGCAAGAAGGAGGUAGAGGAACAUCGACAGCAACUCUCAUCUGCCAAGAUAAGUGCAGAAUCAGUUUCCAUUAUCACUCCAGAACUUGAAAAGGCAUUUCUUGAGAUGCCUACAACAAUUGAGGAAUUGGAAGCUGCUAUACAAGACAACAUGUCUCAAGCUAAUUCAAUUCUUUUUCUUAACCAUAAUGUACUAGAAGAAUAUGAACACCGCCAACAGAAGAUAGAAUCCAUGACCAGAAAACUGGAAGCAGAUAAAGAGGAACUGAAAAGGUGUUUAGCUGAAAUUGAUGACCUGAAGGAAAGUUGGCUUCCAACAUUAAGAAACCUUGUUGCUCGGAUAAAUGAAACUUUUAGUCGCAACUUCCAGGAGAUGGCUGUUGCUGGAGAAGUUUCACUGGACGAGCAUGACAAGGACUUUGAUCAAUAUGGAAUACUAAUAAAAGUGAAGUUCAGGCAAGCAGGACAACUUCAAGUUCUUAGUGCUCAUCAUCAAUCUGGAGGGGAGCGUUCAGUUUCAACUGUCCUUUAUCUUGUUUCUCUUCAAGACCUUACAAACUGCCCAUUUAGGGUAGUUGAUGAGAUUAAUCAAGGAAUGGACCCGAUAAAUGAAAGAAAGAUGUUUCAGCAGUUAGUGAGAGCUGCCAGUCAACCAAACACUCCACAAUGUUUCUUACUCACCCCAAAGCUGCUGCCGGAUUUGGAAUACAGCGAGGCAUGCAGCAUUCUCAAUAUAAUGAAUGGGCCUUGGAUUGAACAGCCUGCUAAAGUUUGGAGCAGCGGUGAAAGUUGGAGAGCUGUUGCCAGGCUUGUCGGAGAAACUUAAUGCUAUAAUACAUCUGCCGGUAAGAUGCUCUGGUUGGGAUCCUUUGGCUAGAAACAGUCCAGGGGUGCUGCCAUCACGAGAUCAAGGAGCAAACUGUAUUUUGUCGCACAUCAGCUUCUUCUGUAGAACCCCUGUAGUUCUUUGGUCGUGCCUUUUUAGGGUAAUCCCUGUGUAUAGAUGAUUCCUUCUUGGAAAACUACACUAUUCAUACUGCGGCACACUUCUCCUGUAUCAACAAUGGAGGAUUAAAUAGAAUAGCUCAUUUGUCCCAAGUAGAUGUUAGGUAAAUUCUUAAUAAAUUUGUAAAUAAGGUGUUUAUUGGCUUCGAUAUUCUAGUUUGUAGCAAUUUGAAUGCUCUUUUUUCUUUAACAGAUAAAAGCUGCCUCUUUAACACAGCCAGUUUACAA